Galleria mellonella (greater wax moth) is the source of this 2916-nucleotide messenger RNA. RefSeq lists its product as uncharacterized. NCBI's taxonomy places the organism in Eukaryota, Metazoa, Arthropoda, Insecta, Lepidoptera, Pyralidae. Gene Ontology annotation, biological process: lipid metabolic process. The coding region runs from base 1940 to 2896 and encodes 318 amino acids. The transcript has a single exon. Gene Ontology annotation, cellular component: membrane. Gene Ontology annotation, molecular function: oxidoreductase activity, acting on the CH-CH group of donors. The record is from RefSeq and is a predicted model, not a curated record.
GUCGACCUCCUCGCGGUUCUCCCUGGAAACUAUCAUGGUUAAUUCCUGAUGAAUUCAUCAUGAUGGGCUAACUGGCCUGUUUUCAUUCUCAUCUAUCACCCUUCACUGGUGCUCCGCCAGCGUAUCCCGUUAGCGCAGGCGGGGUUACAAUACCAUUUUCACCCAUCAAAAAAAAAACUGACUGCCUGACUGUAUUAAUACAUAAAAAUGAUGCUAUAUACCAGGGGUGGCGGCCUUGACUAGACCCAAGAUCUACUGUUUACUGACGAAACUCUGUACGAUCUACCAAUUACAUACUUCUUGAAAUCACAAAUAUAACAACAUAGUUCAGUACACAAUUGUGUGGUAUUGUAAUGUUUUUUCUUUUAUUAAAAGUAAAACAUAAAACUGUAAAUUAUUCUUAGAAACUACUUAUUUAUUUUAGUGUGAGCAUUGCGUCUGAGCAAUUUCUGUUGGGUUAGCAAAAUAUUAUAUUUUUGCCUCGCCACGAUUGACUAGACUAAUAGUCGCGAUGAACCCGUUGGUCCUCCCUGGCCUACGAUAAGGUUUAUUCCCGUAUUGGUCCUAUGUAAUUUAUUCACAAUUGAGAUUUAUUUUAAUUAUUUUUAUUUAUUUAACACUUUAUUGCAUCAACAUAACAGGAUUUGUUGAACAAUUUUCAAUACGUGUAGUGUAGUACAAAAGGCGGUCUAAUUGCUAAGCAAUCUCUUCCAGACAACCUUUGGAGGAUUUAAAAGAGACGCUGCUGCCCAUCCCUCGACAAUAUGUUCCCUUACUCGCCUCUUACGAUCUAAUAUAUAUAAUAUACUAUAUUAUAGUAAGAAACAAACAGAAAAUACAAUUUGUGAUUUAUAUUUCCGUUUAAUUAUUUGUUACUAAUAUAAUAAAAUUAGACGAUGUUUCUUCCGACAUCAUUUAAAAACUACUGCACCAAAUUAGAUGCGGUUUUCACAACUAUAUCCCUGAAGGUCUAACUUGAAAUCUGAUGUAUGUUUUGUCUUGAUAUCUUAUUUAGAAGAGGGUCUGUUUUAUUGAUUUCUCCAAAUGUAAUUAAUGAGUUUUUCUAUUCUCAAAACCCACAUGUACGAACUCGUAGGUAAAACCUAAUAUAAUAUAAAAAAAUCUAUAUCAUACAAGUAAUAUGGACCUUACAUUUUUAAAGAUAUGAACAUAGGAGAAACACUAGGUAGAGUACUGUAAUAAAAAUGACUUUACAAAUAUUAAGUCCUGUAUAUCUACCUACAUAAUAUUAAAUAUAUCCGAUACAGUUCAUAAUUAAACAGAGUAGGUAUUAUGUAUACAGCUACCAUGACCUUACAACCAGAUUCUACAUGAACAAAGCCACGAGCGAGAAUUAAUAAUAAAGUACGCACUUGUAUGCUCGUAUACAAACACAGGUGUCCCCUUUCUGACCUGUUACAACGUCACUGUGACCUACAAAACGUGACAAAAUAACCUCUCAGACGAUAAAUGUUAAAAACAAUAGCAAUCUGUAAUCUCUUAACGCGAACAUGUUAAAUUUAUCAAAGGAAUACAAUUAUAAAGCUAUAAAAAUGAACGUGAUAAUGAGAGGAGCGUAAUUUUAAAAGUUUCUCGUCUUAAUGGUGAGUCAGCGCGCAUGCGUAAACUGGUACCUCACGCAGGCGCGUUGCGAACGUCAAAUCUAUUUCAGUAAAACCAAAACUUACGCGAGGCGCGUGUACAACCAAACGCUGCAAAAUACACCCAAUAAAUUGAAAACAAAAGCAUAUAAGCGCAUAAUAUCACAUAAUCGCGUCUCGGUUAAUACAAUUGUAAUAUAUAAAAAAAUGACAAACAAAGAGUUCAGUGCUACAAACCCGAGUGUGUGAAUAUGCGGCAAUGCGACAAGCGCGAAUCGAUGCAUCCAGUAUUUCCUGAUGCCAAACUCACGGACUUGUAGUGUCAAAUUUACAAAACCAUGGAGCCUCUUAUAGAUAGGAACAAUUUCGCCAUAAGCGCUAUGGUGACUGUAGCAAUGCAGAUAUUGUUUUUCACCAUAGCAUCGCUUUUCCAGAGUGAUAAAGUAACCGAUUUCACUGGCGGUGCUAAUUUCAUAAUUAUAGCGUUGCUGACCUUCUUCCUAGGUCAAGGCGGGAGUACAUUGAAGAGUUAUGAUAGUCGCCAGUUGAUGGUAACAGCCUUCGUCUGUGUCUGGGGCGCCAGGUUAUCUGGUUACCUCAUAUACAGAAUUUAUCAUAUCGGGAGAGAUAAACAGUUUGAAGACAGAAAGAGUAACACAUUGAGGUUUGCUGUCUUCUACACAUUCCAGGCUGUAUGGGUAUAUAUUGUAAGUCUACCUGUAAUCAUAGUAAAUUCUCCGCAUCACUCAUUUCCAAAGUCACCUAAAACCAUGACGACUUUAGAUUCGGCAGGAGCCGGGAUAUUCGUUAUAGGUUUACUUAUAGAAACGUAUGCAGAUCUACAAAAAUUUGCGUUCAGACAAGAGCCAUCGAAUCAAGGGAGGUGGUGCAACGAUGGGCUGUGGGGCCUAUCAAGACAUCCAAAUUACUUUGGUGAGGUUGUACUGUGGUGGGGCAUUUUUAUCAUAUCUUUGAAUGUAGUCGAAGGCGUCGAAUGGAUAGCUAUAAUGUCGCCUUUGUUCACAACUGCUAUCAUAUUGUUCUUAUCGGGUAUUCCGUUGCUGGAACGAUCAGCGGACGAAAAAUAUAGAGAUAAUCCAGAUUAUCUAUAUUACAAAGCAUCCACGUCACCAUUGAUACCAAUACCGCCAGCAAUUUACGUAGAGGUGCCAAAAUUUCUAAAAUGCAUGCUGUGCUGUGAGUUCCCUAUAUAUGAUUCGACUGGCGAUGAGUUUCCUGCACCUACGAUUGUCACUGAGACGACCAGCAUAUCUAUGGUACAGUCUCAGACAUAGCUAACAAACGCCGCGCGCGA